GAGUAGUGUAUGUGUAGCCGGCUCUCGACUGAAAUCGCACCUUCAAUCUGUGUAUAAAAGGUUUGUGGCAGUGCAAGGAUUAGCACUGCGCUUCGGUUGGCAGUGAACGGUGUAUAGCCCAAUCGUCUUGCAUUCAUUUUGUGUGUUUUGCUCAAUUUUGGGUGCUUGUGAUCACUGAACGAGGCCGGCCACACAUUUUUUGUUUUUCGAUUCUGUAGCCAGCAAUUUACGACCCAAGAUGGCUCCUCCAUUGUAUGCCGAUUUGGGCAAGAAGGCUAACGAUGUCUUCAACAAGGGCUAUCAUUUUGGUCUCUUAAAGCUGGACUGCAAGACGAAAACGGCCGGAGGUGUCGAACUCAGCACCGGUGGAAACUCAAAUCAAGACAGUGGCAAGGUCUUUGGCUCUUUGGAAACAAAGUACAAAGUCAAGGAUCCUAACGUUACCUUUACUGAACGAUGGACCACUGACAACAACCUCUUCACAGAAGUUAGUGCCCAAGAUUAUUUCCUUAAUGGCCUCAAGACCGCCGGAAAUGUUACUUUCCAACCGCCAACUGGUGCCGUUAAAGGGCAAAUAAAGUUGGCGUACAAUCAAGAAAAAGUAGCGUUGAACGCUGAUUUUGAUGUCGACAAAGAUAAGCCGUUGAUCAACGCAGCCGCAGUUGUUGGCCAUCAAGGUUGGUUGGCUGGUUACCAGGCCGCCUUCGACGUCAACGAUGUCAAACUGACCAAAAAUAAUUUUGCCCUCGGCUUCCAAACAACAGACUUCACCAUCCACACAUCUGUCGAAUGUCCUAUGCCAUCCGACUCCGAUGGGACAGACGAUGGUGGCGAAAACGAAAAUGAGAACGACGAUGGCAACGACGGUGAUGGGAGCAGUAGUGACGGUCAGAUUUUUAAAGGAUCAUUUUAUCAGAAGAUUAGCCCGAAAUUGGAGUCGGCAGUGCAGAUCGCAUGGAAAUCGGACAACCAGGAGACACAGUUCGGUCUCGGUACGUCCUACAUUAUUGACCAGGAUGCGUCGUUACGCGCCAAAGUGGACAACAAAUGUCUGGUGGGGCUUGGCUAUCAACAAAGGCUUCGUGAAGGCGUAGUGCUGACGUUAUCUCUUUUGGUAGAUGGCCAGAAUUUCAACAGUGGGGGACAUAAAGUCGGUAUGGCUUUGGAGUUGGAGGGUUAAUACAAAAUUUUCAUUCAUAACACGUACCUACUGUAUUAGAGAAAAACGUCGCCACAAGUGCUACUGUGCGGUUGUAGAUAAUUUUUGUUUGUAAUGGUGUUAUUAGGUUACGUAAUAAAGUCUACAUUAAUUAAAA
Molecule: messenger RNA, 1316 nt
Organism: Aethina tumida (small hive beetle)
Lineage: Eukaryota; Metazoa; Arthropoda; Insecta; Coleoptera; Nitidulidae
Product: voltage-dependent anion-selective channel-like
Exons: 5
Coding region: 239-1180 (313 amino acids)
Biological process (GO): monoatomic anion transmembrane transport
Cellular component (GO): mitochondrial outer membrane
Molecular function (GO): voltage-gated monoatomic anion channel activity
Source: RefSeq, a predicted model, not a curated record